GCAGUCUAGUAACUUCACCAAAGUGUUCAACAUGGGGCAGUUCUUUUCAUCAAAUAUUCUUAAUGCAGGCUGUUCAAAUAGUGAAGUUAUUAGUGAAAAAAAUACAAUGGACAUUGUUGGUAAACUUCCUCCAGAGAUUGCUAGCAUAAUUCUCAGAAAACUUGACAAAGCUUCUCUUGUCAAUGCAUCGUUAGUGAAUAAAAGAUGGUUUUCUCUGUGCCAAGCAGAUCAUGUUUUACAAAAGAGAAUAUGUAUUCAGCUGUACCAUACAUCAAAAUGUUUAUCAUGUAAUUCACAAAAGAUUCGGAAUUCAUCUACUUGUAUUUUGAAAGGUAGAAAUGUAUUAGUAGCGCCUGUGCGUAACAGAGCAUGGUUCACAGUGUCCCACUCCACUCCAUUUGAAAACAGAAAUCAGAAGCACUAGAUCUGAGACUCCCAAAUGCUUCCAUUUCAAAUUCAACUUUGACAGUUUCAGUGUAAGCUUAUCAUACUUUUCAUUUAUCACUGAAUAGUUUAUACUUCCAUGUUUGUUUCUUCUUGAAUUUAAAUAUUCAAGAAAUGUAAAAAUUGUUUUAAAUAAAAUAACAUGUCAUUAAAAAGUAGUAUGUGUUACAAAAUAAAUAAUUUUGUAUUUUUAA
Molecule: messenger RNA, 638 nt
Organism: Gryllus bimaculatus (two-spotted cricket)
Lineage: Eukaryota; Metazoa; Arthropoda; Insecta; Orthoptera; Gryllidae
Source: the annotation of a GenBank genome assembly